AGUUCUUGCAAACAACGAAGAAUUGUCAAGAAAUAUAUAAUAGGGAAUAAAAAGAACAGAGAAAAGAGAAUAAUGGGGUUUUGUAUUAAAAUCCUCCUACUGCUUACCUUUGGCUGUGUAGCUACUUUAGCUACAGUUCAGAAGAUUUAUCUAGGAGCGGAAUCCCAGAGCCAAACGGCACAUGCCCCUGGGAGAUUUGUUCCACAGUACAGGCCUGCUCAAGAACCAGCCAGAUUUCAACCAAGGCCUGUGCAAAGGCCCGCUGAGGUCCAGACACCGACACAAGUUCAAGACCCUUUCCUCCAGUCAAAGCAGACCUUCAAUGAGCCUUUGACCUGGCGGUUUCCUGAAGAUCCAAUCAAAGAGGUGCAGCUGGCUAUUGUUGAGCAGAGACCGCCGCCUGUGCCUGUAAAUAGUGUGGCAGUUCAAUGUGGGGAGAAUUCUGCCCACGUUGAAGUCAAGCGAGAUCUGCUCGGUAUCGGCCAACUCAUUAACCCAGCGGAUCUCACCUUGGGAGGCUGUGUGGUCACCGGGGAGGAUGCUUCUGCUCAAGUGCUGAUCUUUGACACAGAGCUGCACGGAUGUGGCAGCACUCUGACGAUGACUGAUGAUUCACUGGUCUACGUCUUCACACUCCGUUAUACACCAGCCACUCUGGGCAGCAGCCCCAUUGUUCGGACAAGAGAAGUGGUGGUCUGGGUUGAGUGCUACUACCAAAGAAAGCAUGACGUGAGCAGCGGUGCAGUGAAGCCCACCUGGAAUCCCUAUGCCUCCACUAAGGUUGCAGAGGAGCUCCUGUACUUCUCCCUGAGGCUAAUGACUGGUAACUGGCAGUUGGAGAGACCCAGCAACGAGUACAUUCUUGGAGAUAAUAUUAACUUUGAAGCUUCUGUCGUCCAGUUCUACCAUGUGCCCCUCCGAGUCUUUGUGGACCGCUGUGUAGCCACAGUCAUCCCAAACAUUAACACUGUCCCAAGAUAUGCCUUCAUCGAGAACCGUGGUUGUCUGGUCGACACCAAGCUGACAGGGUCCAGGUCCCAGUUCAUGCCUCGCACAAUGGAUGACAAUCUCCGGUUCCAGAUGGAAGCCUUUAGGUUUCAGGAUGUGAACACUGGCUCGCUGUACAUUACCUGCCUCCUGAAAGCCACAACAGCUUCAGCCCCUAUUGAUCAUGAGAACAAGGCCUGUUCCUUCUUGAAUGGAUGGAGUGAGGCCAGUAGGAAAGACCAGGUGUGUGGCUGUUGUGACACAGACUGUGGCAUGAGAAGGGAACCGGGUCCAGGUUUCCAGUGGGAGCAAGAAGUUUCUAUUGGUCCUCUCAACAUCAAGGAAAAGCUUCUUGACUGAUGGCCUACUUUUCAUUUGGACUGACUUUCCUACCAACAUUUUUUUUUCUGGAUGAUUAAGAAAGUACAUCAUUUUGAAGG
Messenger RNA from Coregonus clupeaformis (lake whitefish), 1427 nucleotides. RefSeq names its product zona pellucida sperm-binding protein 3. Bases 73 to 1347 code for a protein of 424 amino acids. Lineage: Eukaryota; Metazoa; Chordata; Actinopteri; Salmoniformes; Salmonidae. The record is from RefSeq and is a predicted model, not a curated record. Gene Ontology annotation, cellular component: extracellular matrix. Gene Ontology annotation, biological process: egg coat formation; binding of sperm to zona pellucida; positive regulation of acrosome reaction. The transcript has 8 exons. Gene Ontology annotation, molecular function: acrosin binding.